AUGCUCGAAACCAUUCCCCAGCAGUCCGCUCAGGUUCAAUACAUCCCCCAAACGCCCCAACAACAAAGCUACAAUUAUCGCCAGUACUCCGGUCGAUUCCCGUAUACCCCGACAUCUCCUUCGCCGCUGGGCUUUCGCAAUGUGAAUGCUCAAGCAGCCAUCUCUCCAACCAUGACCGAGCGCAACAACAAUUUACCAGAGGGAAUUCAAGACCAAGAGAAUGCCUCUUUAUCACCCUUGAAUAAACUAAACAGCGACAACAGCAUUAGCAAACCAUUCUCUUUUUCUCCAGCAUACAACACCAUCACACCCCCCAAUCGACGCUCAACAUACGAAGAACGAUUCAGAAAGUCCGGCGGAUCAAGUAACGCAUACUCGCGGAUCUUUGGCUCACCCUCAAGCGGCGGUAACACGCCCAACAAUAGCACAUCCACAUCCUCCAAACAUCGGCAACUCUUCCUCAACCGCGUAAAACAGAAUCGUGACGAAGCUCGAUUCGGCUCUCGCGGCGAGUCGCUUAUGAUGAUGGAAUAUCACUCCGAGCAACAAUCAUGGGACGAGCAGAUGCGUCGCAGAGCGGAGACACUUUCGCAGCAAUAUCACAUUGAAGACGGCGAAAUCCUUAAUGAAGAAUACAAUAAUGAUUAUGAGGACAAUAAGGACAUGAUGCUCGACCCCGAACAGUCAGCCCUCGAAGAGUUUAUAAUGGAAGAAGAGGAUAUUGAUUUGUCGCUUGUGGAGAAUCUGCCCACUGACGAGAACCAUAUGCGGUCACCAGCGAAGAGUGUCUCGAUAUUUGGUGGUGAUGACGGCGACUAUGAUGAUAUCUUUAUGGAACUGGUUGACUGA
Molecule: messenger RNA, 849 nt
Organism: Talaromyces marneffei
Lineage: Eukaryota; Fungi; Ascomycota; Eurotiomycetes; Eurotiales; Trichocomaceae
Exons: 1
Coding region: 1-849 (282 amino acids)
Source: RefSeq, a predicted model, not a curated record